This is a messenger RNA of Drosophila eugracilis, 5064 nucleotides long. It is a transcript of the gene unc-5, whose product is annotated as netrin receptor unc-5. Gene Ontology annotation, biological process: motor neuron axon guidance; netrin-activated signaling pathway. The record is from RefSeq and is a predicted model, not a curated record. Lineage: Eukaryota; Metazoa; Arthropoda; Insecta; Diptera; Drosophilidae. Gene Ontology annotation, cellular component: membrane. The coding region runs from base 652 to 3861 and encodes 1069 amino acids. The transcript is spliced from 10 exons. Gene Ontology annotation, molecular function: netrin receptor activity; protein binding.
GCACGUCUCAUUUGAACGCCAAACGUCGAGGCAAACGGACGCACGCCGGCUCGUCGAAGUGGUUGUUACUUUCAAAUUUCGUAUAUUCGAGCGCGCAUAUUGAAAACCAAGUGCUCGAUCGUGUGAACAGUGAUAUUAAAAAUAUAUAUGCGGGAUAGAGAUACCUUACCUUGUGCCAUAAUAAUAAUACCAGCAGGAUAUCUAUAUUUUCUCGGUGCUGAGUGGAAAGCGAUGUGCAGUGCUCGUUCAUAAUAAGUGUAAGCGGAGACAAGUAAACUAAAAGCGAUAAGGUUACAGAUGUCCUAAGCGUACAUAAACACACACACGCGUACAUAGGCUGUCUAGAAGGAUUCCAAAGGGGCCUGGUGACAUGUAACUGGAUCUGGAUACAUGUUGGCUCCUAAGACAACAGCCCGCUCCUUUGGUCGCACUGCAGAAACGGGAGCAACAAAAGCGAGACACCGGAUCGUAUUCACCACGUCAACGGAGCGAGUGUGCAGCUAAUGCUAAUGCCAGCUCCUGCAGCUAGCUUGCCACAUCGCCAGCAGCAGCAACAACUAUUGCAGGUGCCCCUGCAGGUGCCUCAGUUGCACAGGAAGUGCAGGACAAAGAGACACCUACGCCGGACGACAGGCCACCUGACAGCGAAGCAUGGCGGUGAUUAAUAAAGCCGGAAAUGUGAUUGCCCUCCUGGUUAACCUCCAGGUAAUCCUGCUGUUCUCGGUGUCAGUUUCCGGAGAGUUGCCGCAGCUGGACUACGGCAGUUUGUCCGCCUCCCUGGAGGAGGAUGCAAUUGAUCCCCUAACGGCGAUGGCUCCUUUUGCCAACUCCUUGGUCACCGAGGAGACGGCGCCGCACAAAAACAACGUGGAACUGUUGGGUAACAGUAGUGAGGAUGAAAAUGCCAGGCCGCCACAUGGAUCCUCCUCGUCGGGAUCAUCGAGUGCGGCUGCUGGAGCGGGUAUACUCCUCGAGGAGUUCAACACUGGCAAACUGAGUCCCGGAGAGGCCAGUAAUACGUUACCCAUUUUCCUCAUAGAACCAGAAAGUGUGUUCGUGGUCAAGAACCGGCCAGCUGUACUCAAGUGCAAGGCCUCCCAUUCGCUGCAGGUGAUCUUCAAGUGCAGCGGCAGUUCGCAACCACCACCGUCGACGCACGAAACCCACGUGGAUCCGCAUACAGGGGUCAACAUGGAGGAGGUGACCGCCACCAUUCACCGCGACCUGGUGGACGAGUUCUUUGGGGACGGGCCCUUUAAGUGCGAGUGCCACGCCUGGUCGUCACGUGGCGUGGUCAAGAGUCAGGCGGCCACCGUCCACAUUGCCUAUAUUCGCAAGUCCUUCAACCAGUCGCCCACCUCACUGCGCCUGGAGCUGGGCAGUCGGGCGGAACUGCGUUGUGAGCCACCCGGCGGUUUCCCCGAACCGAAGCUCACCUGGCACAAGAACAACGCGGUCAUCACUGCGGACAGUGAACCGGGGAUCAGCGUUUCGGCCGGCACGCUCACCUUCCGCCAGGUGGCCCUGCAGCACAUGGCCAACUACAGUUGCAGUGCGGAGAAUAUCGCCGGCAGACGGGUCUCCGAUUCCGCCGUGCUCAUCGUUUAUGUUAACGGUGGCUGGAGCACCUGGAGCCCGUGGCGGGAGUGCAAGUGUGCGGGCAAGCCCAGCCAGGGAAGGAAGCGUUCGCGCACCUGCAACAAUCCGAUGCCGUUGAAUGGGGGUGCCCAAUGUCCGGGCCCCCAGAUCCAGAAGUCCGCCGACUGUGCCGCAUGUCCAGAGGACACUCAAAUCGUGAGCCCUGAUGGAUUUGACAUUUCGUCGAGUAAGCGCAUGGCCCGCUGGUCGGCGUGGAGUGACUGGAGCAUCUGCUCCGCGGAGUGCAUUCAAGUGCGUCGCCGGAAGUGCCUGACUCAGGGCCAGACUCAGAUUUCCGAAGCAGAGGAAGCCGGUGAUCUGCUCCUGGGUGCCGGAGUGGGCAUGGCCGCCCUCAUCGCUGCAGGAGGAGGAGGAGGAGGAGGUGUAGGAAGCCCCAGCGAAGCAACUGGCUCCAGUUCCGACAAUAUCCCAGGAUAUGGCAAAUCAUUGUGCGCCGGAAAAGACAUACAAACGGCCGAAUGCCGCGGCGAACAGUGCCAGAUUGGCAAGGAUGAUUUCGAUUGGACCCUCUAUCUGGGACUGGCCUUCAUAACCGCGGUGUGUUUCGCCUUUGGGACCGCGCUCAUCUGCUGCGCCCGCCGUGGCAUCCGCACCAAUCCCCAUUACAACAUGGCCCGUUCAGUAAUGGACGCGGAUUAUAUGCCCGGUGUUGUGGAAAAGAAGGAGAUGCGCAUGCACAUCGAGGCCAACAACAUGGGAUACGAUUACGUCAAUCCCGGACAUCGUUAUUUGCCUGGCGAACACAUCAUGGGCAUGGGCAUUGGAUGUGGAGGCGUCACCGAGCACCACUACGAUGUGCCCAAUCUGUCCGCCAACUACACCAAUCCCAUAGACCAUCUGAGCGUAGAUUAUCUGUCCGAGACGGGAGAAUCCUCCACUGCGGAUACCUCCAACUCCACCUUCGAUAUGAACGGCAAGCUGUCCAUACUUAACGCCUCAAAGAGCAGCAGCUAUGAGCUCCUGGGAAGCGCUGGAGGACAGCUGCGUCUUUACGGCGGCGAGUUGCUCCUCUUUGUGCCGGAGCAUGCCAUUGGGAAGCACCUAAAGAAGCAUGUUUCUCUCCUCCUGCUGAGUGACGAAUGCAGUCGCGUUUCCUGCGCCACCGAAAGCUCCAUUCUGUGCAGCAGUGUGGUUCACAGUGCCCCUCGAAACUAUAGCUUUGUGAAACCGGUGAUCCUAAAGAUUCCUCAUUGUUUGGUGGCUCCGGAACAGUGGCAUGUUCACAUCUACCACGCAGACAGCGAACACGAUGAGCUGAGUGUCAACUGGAGACGCGCGGUGUCCGUCGGCGAGGAGACAAUUAACACACCUAUGUUUGUUCAGCUAGAGGCGACGCAUGUGUUCAUUAUGACGGAGCAGCUGGGUCACUUCACCGUGGUAGCGGAACCGAGGGUUCAGCAGCCCUCGAUCAAGAUGAAGCUGCUGGCCUUUAGUCAACAUACUCCACCUAGCAGUGCUAACUGUAGUUUACGGAUCUACGUGGUCAAGGACUUCCCCAAUAGCCGGGAUAUCUGCGCCAAUGUGGAAGCCAAGCUAGGUGGCAGUUUCCUCGGGGAGAGCCAGGUCUUUCCCUUUACGCUGAAUAACAGAAAUCUUAACAUCCGAGUAAGAAGCGCGGAUGUGGAGGCAGCUGCUCCCUAUGAACAUGCCAUACCCUACCAGCACAUUCUCAGCAACAACUCAAUCCUGCACUGCGAGUUCAGCUUAAGAAGACAGGAUCAGAACACCCUGUGCGUGGACUUCGGUCAGGGUAACGAGGAUGACUACUACACCUUCAACAUUCCAGCCCACUCUAUGAGCGGAUCGGCGGAGGAGCUGGCCUCCACCACAAAUACCACCAUCUCCAUUGACCGCCAGGGCAACUAUGUGAACGAGAGCUGUGUGAUGGAUUUUGUCCAGCUUCCCCAUGCCACGAAGCGUUUGAUCUGCGCCGCCUUGGAUCCUCCUCGGGCCGACGAGCGGGACUGGCGAUUGCUGGCCAAGAAGCUAAAUACGGACCGAUAUAUUGCCUACUUUGCCACCAAAGCCUCGCCCACCGAACAGAUCCUAAAUCUAUGGGAAUGUCGGGCGAAUAGCAGCCCCGGUAAUAGUUCCAACUCGGUUUCGCACACGAUAAUGGCGCUCCUGCUGACGCUCAAGGAGAUGGGUCGUCAGGAUGUGCUGGACAUCAUAGUAGAAACAAUUGGCCCGCUGUGGAUUUAAGGAGGACAAGGUUAAGGAAAUAUCCUUUUAGGCAGCUCCAUCCCAAAGGAAUUUGGCGGAAGUGGUAACUAAACCUAAAAGCUUUAAACGAGGUCAACUUUUGAGAAAUUCCAUCUCCGCCAAAUUCAAACAAACAAAAAACGAAAGGAGUGUUAGAAGUCUAUCAAACUAAGCGUUGAUUUUCUCUGUUGAGUUUUUAAAAGUUUUCCCAGCUUCACCUAUCUUCUCUCUGUUUCCAGUGACAAAUCCUAUUUGUUUCCAAAGAUAACUUAACCAACAAACAUCUAACACCUAAGAACUGAACCACCUGCAAAAAGUUUGUUAAUGUAAGAUGGGAAAAUCAGCGUGAGGCCCAUGGUCCCUUGUUGUUGAAAACAAAAAUGUUCAUGAGUUGCCUUUUAUUUACAAAAUGUAUGAACGACGCGAACGAAAAACGUAACGAAAUCUGGAAAAAUUGGAAUCGAAAUGACAACAAAAAAAAAGAAAAGAUAUUGAAUCAAAGUGUAGCUGUAGUCAUAGUCACUAAGUUACUGUAGUGUUGUGUUCUAAGGUAACUUGCUCAACGAACUCUGUUCCCUAUGGGUGCCAUGCAUUUUAUACACUAAACAGGAAGGAAUGUAGCGUUUAAUUAUACUUGUGGCUUAGCAAACUUAUAGUUUUAAACACUAAACUCUAGUAUUACGAUGAUUGAUGAUGAUGAUUGACAAACUGUUUGUGUACGAUACGACAGCUGUAAGAUACGAGCACAUCUGGGGGCAGUAGGCCAAAAUAUAUAUAGAGUAAGUUAUGGCCAACUAUGAAAGACAACCGACAAACAUUUGAAUGCGGGAGUUGUAAACUGUUUGCCAAAUCGUUGAAUUUCUCAGACGACUCUGGUUACGAUUAGUCACUAAAGAUGAGCAGCAUUUAGUAAUCAAAACUAAGCCAUAGCACACAUAUACCCGAAAGUAUGUAGCCUCUCAAAUUAUAUAUAAAGCGUACCCGUAUAUGUAUAUUUAGAGUACGAUCUAGUAAUAGUUAUAAAAACAGAACAACAAAACGAGUAGCUUGUUAGACAUACUCAAGUGAUAACCUUUGUAUUUGUCUUUAGUUGUAAGUCUGAUCCUGUCGUUUAAUCGUUAAUCAAGUAAGCAUUUACAGAACAAUGACGUAUACUUAGUGGCUCAAACGAAAAGUUAAAUUAAAUAAAAACUGCAACAAUAA